AUGCCAUUUUCUAAGGAGAUACUUAAGAACCAAGGCGUUGAUAUUAAUGAGGAUUUUGAAGCGGAUGACAUCUUUAGCGCCGAGGACUCGGAGGAGUUCAUUCGGCUGUUUGAAAAGAAUAGAGAAGCUAAGCGGCAUGUAGCAGGCCUUUCCAGCGUUCUUCAGCAUCUCAUUUUUGAGGAAAAAGAUGACAACACGGAAGAUGACGUCGAGGCUAUUAUCGAGUAUAUAACUGGUUCCGAUUCAUAUUGGUGUAGCAACAGUCCGGAGGUCAAGGGGUUUAGGAAGGCUCUUUCUGUGUCGUUUGAGAAUGAAUGGCAUGAGUUUCAAACGAAGAAUCCAUCGGUGACCCUAUCGCGUGCUAUGCGUCUUUUGCCGCAGUGUUUUUCCCUUCCACCUAUGCAGGAUACACAGUUGGAGUUGUUGACACGAUUGUUUUCUAGAAAAAUUGGCAGUGGUUUCGGGACUGUUUUGUUGCGUGUUUGGUAUGUAGACUUUACGGGUUGUACAUGUUCUUCUUUACGGGAGUUUUCGUUUCAUACGACCGCUUCAGAGGCUAUUGAAACUACUAUGGAGCGCCUGUUUUCAGUUACAAACUUUGACAAGAGUAAAGGUCAAGGGCUUGUUCAUCUUUUUCGGAUCCAAGGAAGAAAUGAAUACGUGUAUGGUAACGAAAUACUUAUAAACUUUCGCUACAUCAGGGACUGUGUAACACAACAACGGGAAAUUAAUGUGGUUGUAGAACCUCAUGACGAAGUGUUGUUUACUUAUCCCGUAUUUUUACCGCGUUACCCAUCAGUUGCAAAACCAAACAAGAAUCAUAACGAUAUGGGUGGUGCCAGUCAAUCUUCUGUCGACGCACCGUCGGCGAUUAGCUUGUGGGAUACAAAUGAGAAACUAGUAGUAAAAGUUGUGAAUACUCUAAACAAUCUGGUUUUUUCUUCUGAAAGAGCAAAAGAAGAAGGUGUUCGUGGUGGUGACGCGUUGUAUAUUGCGGUGCUUGUAGAAGUUUAUUAUGGUAACAAGCUAUGCUGUCUUCCUCAAAUGACUAAAUGGUCAGUUUGUGGUAACCCAGUUGGUUCAAAUGAACUUAGUACUUCAUGUGAUGUUAGUUGGGGAGGGGGUAGCAAGCUAACUUUUGGUUUACUGUUGUCUGACGCACCCCGUGAAGUCAAAUUGUGCAUCAGCCUUGUUGCCACAUGUGGUGAUCGUUUGGGCAGUGCAAUCUGUCUAAAUGCUGAAGAAAUUGUCCGUCAGUCAGAAGAGCGCUCAACUAUAAAGAAGGGUGAAGAGUGCCACGUGAGCCCUAUAUUCUUUCUCGCGUCGGCUUCACUGCAGCUGUUUGACUAUCUGGCGUGUAUGCAGAUGGGGAGGUUGGUUCUACAACUUCGGGGUACAAAGAAAAAGGCAAAUCCCAUAUGUCCCAGUUCAACGAACCCCAACAAAAAUGACAUGAGUGUUACAUUUCUCUUCCCCACAUUUGCUAAGCCGGUAGUAAUCCCGAGUGGACGACCUCCAGUUCAGAAAAAGCGUGAGUGGGAGCAGCAGAUAUGCGAUAAUGAGGUUCACCUCAUCGGGAAACUGAAAACAAGCAAGAUUGAACAGCUGAGGCAACUGAAGAGAAUUCUCGCCAGCGACCCACUAACAGUACUUACACCAGGUGAUGAAGUACUCCUUUGGAAGCAUCGCAAUGAACUCAUCAUACGACCAAAAGCCUUGGCAAAGCUCUUACUAGCUGUCAAUUGGCUUCGACCGUAUGCUGUAUACGAAGCACAUUGUCUUUUGAAACAGUGGGCCCCUCUCCAGUCGAUUGAGGCUCUUGAAUUGUUAGAUGCACGCUAUGUGGAUGUUGUGGUCAGAGAGCAUGCUGUGGGAUUUCUUGAUGUCAUGAGUGAUAACGAACUCAAAGGUUGUAUCUUGCAAUUGGUACAGGUUUUGAAACAUGAGUCUUAUCAUUAUUCAGCUUUGGCCAGGUUUCUCCUACGAAGGUCACUACGUUCACCUCAUAUGAUAGGACACUAUGUUUUUUGGUACCUCGUAUCAGAAAUGGGAAACAACAGCAUCUGUGAACGGUAUGGUCUUCUUUUAGAAGAACUGGUUCGUCGCAUGCCAGGACGCAAAAAUUAUUUACGUCAGUUAUAUGUGACAGAUCAACUUUUUGAGAGCGCCAUGCGAGUCAAGGAUGCACCGAAGAAAGACCGUGUUGGUUGCCUUCGAGAACACCUUGGAAGUUUACGUUUGCCCAGCCGAUUUACCCUAGCCCUACACCCCGCAAUGGAAUGUAGUGGGCUUGAUAUUGGAAAGUGCAAGGUGAUGGACUCCAAGAAAUUUCCUCUUUGGCUUGUGUUCCGAAACUAUCAAAAAGGGGGUGAUCCUUUUUAUGUUAUCUUCAAGGCAGGAGAUGACUUGCGACAGGAUUUAUUGACUCUUCAGCUUCUUGAGUUGAUGGAUUCAGUGUGGAAGUCCUGCGGACUGUAUUUGCACGUUAUUCCUUAUGGGUGUGUCGCAACCGGGGAGGGUGUGGGGAUGAUAGAGGUUGUUCUCAAUAGUGACACUAUUGCAAACAUAGCUCGUAAAGAUGGAGGUGCACAAGCUGCAUUUAGUGAAGAGCCGCUGAUGAAUUGGCUAAGACAGUUUAACCGGGAAAGACACGAGGUAGAGCGAUGUCUCUGGAAUUUUCUGUAUAGUGCUGCUGGAUACACUGUGGCCACCUACGUCUUGGGUAUCGGCGACCGGCAUAAUGAUAAUAUAAUGCUUCGUCAGGAUGGAACCAUUUUUCAUAUUGAUUAUGGUCAUUUUCUCGGAAACUUCAAGACAAAGUUUGGCAUUAAAAGAGAGACUGCUCCCUUCGUUUUUACGCCGAUGUAUGCUUACAUGUUGGGGGGUCAGAGCAGUCCUAUUUAUUUGUAUUUUGUGGAGGUAGCGUGUCAUGGGUAUAAUGUUUUAAGACGUUUUAGUGGUACAUUGAUAACACUUUUUAUGUUGAUGCUAUCAACAGGUAUACCAGAGCUACAAAGGAUUGAAGACAUAGAAUGGUUGAGAACAGUGUUGCUUACUGAUCGUUCAGAUGAAGAGGCGAAGGUACAUUACAAAAUGCAAAUAAAUCUGGCUCUUACAAACCUCCGCACUCUUCUCAAUGACUACAUUCACAUCAUGACACAUUAG
Trypanosoma grayi is the source of this 3165-nucleotide messenger RNA. Its product is annotated as phosphatidylinositol 3-kinase 2. Gene Ontology annotation, molecular function: 1-phosphatidylinositol-3-kinase activity; 1-phosphatidylinositol-4-phosphate 3-kinase activity. The coding region runs from base 1 to 3165 and encodes 1054 amino acids. The transcript has a single exon. Gene Ontology annotation, cellular component: phosphatidylinositol 3-kinase complex; cytoplasm; plasma membrane. The record is from RefSeq and is a predicted model, not a curated record. Lineage: Eukaryota; Euglenozoa; Kinetoplastea; Trypanosomatida; Trypanosomatidae. Gene Ontology annotation, biological process: cell migration; phosphatidylinositol-mediated signaling; phosphatidylinositol-3-phosphate biosynthetic process.